UUUGAAGUUGCGUUCAUGGUGCAGAUGUUAUUUUAAGAUUAAGGUAUUACUGCAUAGCUUGUUUAUGUCUACGAGGCCUUUUAAACUAUUGUUGCACACGCUAAAUUGUACACUCUGGUCUCUAUUGUUUUCUUUCUUUUGACUUUUAGAAGCUUUGAAAUGCUUUGUCACGCUGCACUGUUAGGUGAAGACAUUUAUACCCCAUUCAGAGACAUCUGAGAGAACUGACUGCUAGCUAGCUAAGAGCUAAGCUAUCUGACACGAGUAUGAUGUCUCAAUGAAUACGUCGGGUUGUCGUUGAUGUAAUGAUUGUGAUGAUGUCAAGGCGACAUUGUCAUGUCUCUCUCCUUGAGAUGCUGUCUUAAAACCACGUCCCCUUGUUGUGUUGCUGACGUUCGCCUUGUGAGUGUGGAGCGAUAACUCGUCAUUCGGUUAGUCAGUUCUUCGCGUGUUAGCGAAGGAAAGCUCCGGUAAAAAUUUUUUUUAAAUAAGAACCACAAGAUUGUCUUUUGAAGCACAACUUUGUAGAGCAAAGUUAUUUUAUCGGAGUGAGUUUUGAAGCACAUUUAGGUGUGAACAAACGUCGAGUUUGGUCUCGAGUCUUUGCGUUCUUAGGAGUGGAAGAUGUCGCUGUACAGGGGCAUCGGCGGCGAUCAGUACAUGAGAAAACGCAUACCGAAGAAUGCAAAGUAUCAGCACAUCAAAACAAAACUGGACACAGGAGUCAGCCUCACUAAAUAUUUGGAGCGUCUUGAGGACAUUAAAAAGAACUACAAGUGCAACAGGGGUGAAAUCUUCAAACGCUUCAAAGUGUCAACAUUUGCAGAAUUGAUACUUCAGGUGGCGUCUGUGUCAGACCUCACUGAAGGCAUCAGUGGCGAUUCAUCUCACAGCCUUGACGAAGGUGACGCUGUGAUAGAGUCCAAACACGCUAAUGGCUCAGCAGAGACCUCGCCACUGUCCGAGACUCAGCACAGCAUACAGGACCAGGAACACAGCCAGCCCCCCAGGUCCACGCUGUUAAGCGUCAUCAAUGGUGUUGGCGAGCUGAACAUGAACGGGGACAAAGCCAAGCCGCUGGAUGAGCCAGACGCCAAUAAGCCGUACCCAGACUGCCCCUACCUGCUGCUGGACGUGCGUGAGCGCGAUCAGUACGAGCAAUGCCACAUCAUCAGCGCCCACAGUUUCCCCAUCGCCAUGCUGUCGCGGACCAUGAAUCCCUACACCAGGGAAGUACUGGACUAUAAAAAUGCCUCUGGCAAGAUUAUCAUUGUGUACGACGAGGAUGAGCGCAUCGCCAGCCAAGCGGCCACCAUCAUGCAUCAACGAGGCUUUGACAACCUCUUCCUGCUCAGCGGAGGUCUCAAGGUCAUUGCUCAGAAAUUCCCAGAGGGGAUGACGACUGGGCCCCUGCCUCCUACCUGCCUGCCUCCUCCCGAACCGACAAAGUGGAAGAAGUGCAUUCCACCGCCGCCGCCGCCAUUCUCGCAAGUGGCGGAGAAAAGAUGGAGGUUUACUGCGGACGAACUUUCCAGGAUUGAGGGGCAGCUGGACAACAUUGCCAUCACGAGUAGCAGCAGUCGUACGUCCAGUCGCAUGUCCACCUGUAGCAGUCUGUCCAAAGUCUCCAGUGUUCAAAGCCGUCAGAUGUCCUCUCUGUCCGGGAGGGACAGCGGUCGGGUUCAUAGGCCCUGGAAGUAGCCCCGCCCAUCCCCUCACCCAAGAGUGAAGUAUUUUCUCCUGCUGGCAGCAUUAGUUUCUGCUAACACAGUCAAUGAAUGUGUUUGCACUCCAAUGAAGAUGUCACUACUCAGAUCUGUGGAUCAUGUAAGUAUUUUUAUUAAUAUUUAAUGUGCACGCUGGUCAUGGCCAGCUGGGACAAAAUGUCUGAGUGUGCGUGUGUGUUUGGCGUGUGUAUAUACCACCUACCUAAGUCCUGAACCACUGAAUGUGAGUACAAUAAGACGCAUUUCUAAUGCUGUACUGUCACACAAAUGUCUUGACAGUUUUAUUUGGUGAUGAAGACUGAUCGUGUUGGAAUGAAUGAAUGUGUGUUUGAUUCACUGUUGCAUUGCCAGUGUAACAAAGUUUUGCUGCCUUCCUUGUUGUGGGCUUCACAUCCCAAAGAUCAUGUGAACAGAAGUGAUUUAUUUCUUUUUUCUUCUACGUGGCCUUGAAAUCUGGUCUGGUCUCAUGAUUUAAUAAAAUGGUUUACUGGAAUUAUUUCAUGUUAUUG
Doryrhamphus excisus (bluestripe pipefish) is the source of this 2236-nucleotide messenger RNA. RefSeq names its product centrosomal protein 41 (gene cep41). Gene Ontology annotation, biological process: cilium assembly. Gene Ontology annotation, cellular component: ciliary basal body. NCBI's taxonomy places the organism in Eukaryota, Metazoa, Chordata, Actinopteri, Syngnathiformes, Syngnathidae. The record is from RefSeq and is a predicted model, not a curated record.